Molecule: messenger RNA, 1877 nt
Organism: Pipra filicauda (Wire-tailed manakin)
Lineage: Eukaryota; Metazoa; Chordata; Aves; Passeriformes; Pipridae
Product: C-type lectin domain family 5 member A-like
Exons: 7
Coding region: 34-801 (255 amino acids)
Source: RefSeq, a predicted model, not a curated record
CAGUGAAGGAAGGAAGAAAAAGGGGGAGAAAGAAUGGUAGAAGAUAUCAUUUAUGCUGACUUGAACUUACCUGAAUCAGCCAGACCCAGAGUACAGCAGGUCACUGAUUUCCAAGGUUCUACAUACACAGAAGUGAAACUAAAUUCCCGAGACACAAAUGCUGCAACAGGACACACAUCAGCUGGUAGAAGCUGUUCCAGAAAACAUGUUGUUGUAGUGGUUGCUUUAUUGAUUGUGAUAAUCCUCCUACUGGUCCUGGCUGGGUGUCUGGUACACAUAUAUCAUCCAACUGCAAGCAGCCCACAGGACUCAAAAACAUUGCCCCAAGUCCCUGAAGAGGCACUAGCCUGCCCCAAACAAUGGGAAAAACAUGGGAGAAAAUGUUACUUCUUUUCUCCAAAUACACAAAAGGACUGGAAUGCCUCCCGUAAACAAUGUACUGCCAUGGGUUCAGACCUGGUGAUCAUUGACAACAAGGAAGAACUGCACUACCUCACUGAACAAUCAAGACACAAUUACUACUUACUUGGUCUCACAUACUCUGAGAGAGAGCAGAAGUGGAAGUGGAUUAACAACAUGGAACAUGACCCAGCCCUGUUUAAUAUAAGUGGACCUCAUGGUGACUAUCUCUGCACAGUCAUUGGAUUUAGGGAAGUACACACUGCACCUUGCAAGGGAGUCAAAUCAACACAAAAUAUGUGUGAAAAAUCUGCAACUCUUUCAGAAAAGCUGCAACGAAAGCUAGACGGAGAGUUAAAAAGAAGAGUUCCAGGCAUGAAUGUUAUCCCUAGCUUCCUGUAGGAAAUGUGGAUGGGAUUUUAGUCAUUCAUUUUUAGCUGCCCUUGUCUGGGUUUUUAACAACCAGUUUUGUCCAGAGGAAGGUUUAUACACAUACACAUGUGACUUUGUCCUGUCAGUCAUAUUUGUGGGACAGGGCAGGAGCCAAACUAGGUAUCUGUGUUCACCUGAACUUGUGGUUGCAGGGCAGAGCAGGGCAUGGCAGGUCUGGGAAUGACAUAUGACAUAAAAAUCCAACAUUUUUGGUUUUUUGGAAACAUAUUUUUGCUCUCAGUUUCCAGUUUGGCAAAUCAACAUGUUUUGCUUGAAAAAGUAACCUUAUGGCAAAAAUAUCUCAAUGGGGUCACUGAAUGAAAAUCCAACUGCAGAUUAAGGCAGUUUGGUGAUAGUUAGAAAUAAAAACACUGAAAGGUAAAUCUCACUUCUUGUGUCACCCACACACUGGAUUUAUCUGCUAGAGGGGGAGACCAUGAAGAAGUUUAAAACCAGCCAAGGUGUUUUACUCUGGAGGGAACUGCUGUUGAGUUUUGGAGAGGGAGGCUGUAAAGAAAUGAGUUCUAAAGGACAUUAAGUCAAGGCAAAAGCUUUAGAUUGUGGGAGAAACUACUGAGGAAAACAGCAUUUCACAUUUUCAAACAGAAAAAGAAGAAACAAACAAGUAUGGCAAAGUGCCAGCUUUCAAGGAAACGUGAGUCCCACAGACCUCUUUUAAACACAGGAAUAUGUUCUGCAGGAAGGAGUGUGAAUUGUAAAAUAUUAUCCAAAGGGACAAUUAUGAUGACUGGGACAAAAUCUGAAAGUCAAAAAGCUAGAUACAUAUUUAAAAAAAUUAUUUCAACUGUUCAGGAAUAGUCUGAGAGAGAAAACUGCAUUUACAAAAGACAUUAUUUGUAGUUUUUAAGAGAAAGAUGAGGCUUGAUAAGAAAUUAUUUUCUCUACAGUGGGUUUCAACACAUCUUAUUUUUUUUGUAAAUAAAAUACAAACAGAAAUUUAUAUAUCAACAAAGCUAAUGUUGGACUAAAAAAUAACACAGGACCAAAACCUUUGUCAUAUUCUUAAAAUUCUUAGGAAUUCAUAU